Messenger RNA from Actinia tenebrosa (Australian red waratah sea anemone), 2261 nucleotides. Its product is annotated as von Willebrand factor A domain-containing protein 7. NCBI's taxonomy places the organism in Eukaryota, Metazoa, Cnidaria, Anthozoa, Actiniaria, Actiniidae. The record is from RefSeq and is a predicted model, not a curated record.
CGGGGACGGUUCAUACCAGCAGAGUACGACACAACAAAGAAAGUAGCUAUCUAUUCCAAGAUGAAAGUACCAACGCUUCUCAGUGCAGCUUUUUUGGUAGCUGCUUUGACACUAAGCCAAGCCUCGUCUGGUCGCGACGAUGAAAUGUUCGAAUUUGCCAGAAGGAAACUUGACAAAGUUUCCACGACAGUAAGGAAAAGCUGGAGAGUGAAAUCAGUUGCACCUCUUCCAGGAAAAAGAAGAAGAGUCAUUUCUACUGGGUUGAAUAAUCAGUAUCUGAGUGCUCGCAUGCAAGUAAAUAAAGCCAUGGCAGAGGCACAUGGUAUGCAGCGUACCUUUUCUGAUGGUAUGAUCAAGUCCACUGCACUCCUUGCGGCACGAUCAAAGAAAACCACGCAGGCCCUUUCCGCGGUUGGUCUCGGUCUUUACAAUGACUAUCAGAAGUACGAGGACUGCCAGAAGAAAGGGUCCAAGGGAUGUGAGGCUCCGGCAGGUAUCGUCGAUCAGUUGAGAAGCCUUCUUGGAGACGCAGGAUUCGAUGAUCUAAUGAGCGUCAAUGGAGAUGUAUCGCUUGUGUUCGCCAUUGACACGACCGGGAGCAUGGGAGAAGAGAUCACAGCAGCUAAAAACAUCAUUCACGCCAUAGCCAGUUACCCACGUGAGGGAAAUGUGAAUUAUAUCUUGUCACCAUUCAAAGAUCCAGGUACAGGUCCUGUAACCAAACAUACCCUCAUAAACCAGUUCAAGGCCAAGGUGAAUGGGCUAUCUGCCUCAGGUGGCGGCGAUUGCAAAGAACUCACGAUGCACGGAAUAAUUGAUGCUAUCAAUAAGGGUGUUCCUCGUAGAAAAUCCCCCAUAUUCGUCUUUACCGACGCUGGGCCAAAAGAUGAAGAGUUUAGUGAAGAAUACAACACAGAGAACGCGGUGGGAUUAGCCUUGGACCAGGAUUCGCCCAUCAACUUCUUUUUCAGCACCAGUCCAGGUAGUUGUCAAAAGCCGCAAACCUUUGAAUCUUUCCAAAGACUGAUUGAAGAAACCGAAGGUAUUGGAGUCAUGUUCAACUCUGGAAGUAAAAUCAGCGAAAUGAGUGACGUUGUCAUGGCAUCACUAGAUGGUAUGACGACAAUCAAAUCAGGGGGUACAGGACGAAGAGGACCCCCGUCUCGCAGGGUGAUACCUCCAGUAGGAGGACCUUCCUUCUCAAAGAGAUACGCCAUACCCGUUGAUGAAACAGUCGACAAACUCAUCUUGGUCAUUACAGUGCAGCGCAAUCCACAGUUUGUUCAAUUACAAGAUCCACGCAACAUAGCUGUUGCCAUCACGCACCGAUUGUCUUAUGGAGCUGUUUGGGUCAUCAAUCGACCAAGGCGAGGAACGUGGGGCCUGGUUGUACCCAGUAGUGUUGGUAGCCACAGCUUUAAAGUCACAUCAAGCAGUCGAGUCAAUAUUGAUUUUGAUCACUACUUCUUUUGGACCUUACCGAGGUACAGGAGUGUAGAAAUCCCCAUAACUCAUCCUUUGAAGAACACACUUGCCAGAGUAAAACUACUAAUCCCGCUGAAGGAGAAGUUAAACAUAAACAGCCUGAUCGUGGACGUAAUUCGCGUGGAUGAUGGAACGAUUAUAAAACGUGCUUCUCUCAGUGGAAUCACCGCCUCGUUCCACCCGCCAUCCGAACCCUUUAAACUACGCCUCAGGGGCUUGACCGCCAGUGGAUUCCCUUUUGAGCGUAUCUCACGUACAGUCAUCCGUGCUAAGUCAACUAUUAUCAGAAUGGUCUACAAUCGUAAUUACUUGACUCUACCAAGUGGGCGCGCUCGUUUAUCGGUGCGGUUUGCAAUCCACAAUAAUGGCCCCACGACCCAUUUUGAUUACCGGCUUACUACGACGGUACGCGGUAUUACGAUAGCUCAACCCAGGGCAUCUCGAUUUCCCGUAUCGUUGGGUAAAUAUCGGUACUUUUCUGCCCGGAUUACUGUGUCUUCGCGCUUGAGUCCUGGUACAUUGGUACCUGUGGUGGUCACGGCUAAAAAACGAUCGACUCGCAAGACUGAAGCUAGUUUACGUGUUCACUUUAUCAUCACCGCAAGCAGACAUUAGCUAUUCGGGGCCGAUAGUGAGACAGUUGCCCGCAACUUAAAGUAAAGAACCCUCAGUUGUGAAGGCACUGAAUAGACAUGCAUUCAAUCAAAAGAAAUCUGCUUCGAACCUAACAAAUUACAAUGUAUUUUAGUUUAAGCAAUAAAGUGUUUUAUACGAAA